This is a messenger RNA of Gadus chalcogrammus (walleye pollock), 1996 nucleotides long. RefSeq names its product heparan sulfate (glucosamine) 3-O-sulfotransferase 2 (gene hs3st2). The record is from RefSeq and is a predicted model, not a curated record. Lineage: Eukaryota; Metazoa; Chordata; Actinopteri; Gadiformes; Gadidae. The coding region runs from base 58 to 1245 and encodes 395 amino acids. Gene Ontology annotation, molecular function: [heparan sulfate]-glucosamine 3-sulfotransferase activity. The transcript is spliced from 2 exons.
CUCCAAAAGACGGACGAUUCUAAUGGAAAACCAUGCAUUAUUUCAACCCAUGGAGACAUGGCACAUAGGUUUAUCUCAAGUCGCAGCGUGCCAUCGGGUGGUCGACUCAACGCCAGAUUUGCCUUCAUAUGCACUAUUUCCUUAUCCUUCACCUAUGUGUGUUACAGCGUCAUUUUUUUCUGCUCCAGCACAAUCAUGACCAAACAGGGUUCCUCCGACGAGAAGGGCUGCCCGCUGCCUCCGCCCGGGCAGAACGGUCCCAUUGAGGGGAAAGUUUCCGGGAAAUUAAACGGCUGCACUUUACUCACUCCGGAUGUCAGGUUCGCCCGGCGGGAAGAGGCUCGAGUGCCGGGAUCGGGUCAACCUCGCGACCGAAGUAAACACGCCGCCUCUUGCUGUGGCAACCUCUCGCGGAGCGUUCCUGCCACCGAGUACACUUUGAACAACCUCACCGUUUCCCAGAAAUACGGGAACAAGAAGCUCCCCAACGCGCUGAUCGUCGGGGUGAAGAAGGGGGGCACGCGGGCUGUGCUGGAAUUUAUCCGGAUUCAUCCGGAUGUGCGCGCGCUCGGAACAGAGCCUCACUUUUUUGACAGACACUAUGACAGGGGACUGGACUGGUACAGGGGCCUGAUGCCCAGGACCCUGGACAGCCAGAUCACGCUGGAGAAGACCCCCAGCUACUUUGUGACCGGCGAGGCCCCGCGCCGCAUCGCCAGCAUGUCCCCCGAGACCAAGCUCAUCGUGGUGGUCCGGAACCCCGUGACGCGCGCCAUCUCCGACUACACCCAGACCCUCUCCAAGAAGCCCGACAUCCCCACCUUCGAGGAGCUGGCCUUCAAGAACCGAAGUCUGGGCGCGGUCGACACGUCCUGGAACGCCAUUCGCAUCGGGAUGUACAUCCUGCACCUGGACACCUGGCUGCAGUACUUCCGCCUUUCCCAGAUCCACUUUGUGAGCGGCGAGCGCCUGAUCACCGACCCGGCCGGGGAGAUGGGCCGGGUGCAGGACUUUCUGGGCCUGAAGCGCAUCAUCACCGACAAACACUUCUACUUCAACCGAACCAAGGGCUUCCCUUGUCUGAAGAAGCCCGAGAGCAGCAGCCAGCCCCGCUGCCUGGGGAAGUCCAAGGGGCGGCUGCACGUGCAGAUCGACCAGGAGGUGAUCGAGCAACUCAGGGAGUUUUACAGGCCGUUCAACAUCAAGUUCUAUGAGACGGUGGGACACGACUUCAGGUGGGACUGAAGAGGUUUUAUUUAAGGAGACAACGCCGCUGUGGUACUUUGGAGCCUAACUAGGCGAAUCAUCUUUUUGGAUUAUCUGAGGGAUGUGCACAGUUCCCGACAUGAAUCGUAUGAAUGGACCAUUUAUCUGGGAAUGACUUCAGAAUGAGAGAAAAUGCUGCAAGGGAAAAUAACGUUUGAUUGAAAGGAAAUGAAAAGAAGUGUGUACGUUUUUGGAUUGAAUUGAGGAAGGCUUAAUGCGCCAUUUGAACUUCUGCUGCUUCGGGCUAAAGGCAACAUAUACUACGUGUAUAUAAGUGUGUUUAUCAUGCAAAAAAAGAUCACAUGACAGUGAUAUUUUCAUCUAAGAAAAAAUAUGUGUGUUGAUGACAAAAGAAUAUAAAAAAAGGAUUAAAAAAGCAAAUAUAUAUAUGACCUGACUAUAUUAGGUUGAGGAGUAAAGCAGUUGAAUUGUCAUCGUAUGAUAUAUUUCAUUUAACACAUUGUGGCAAUGCAUCUUUUUCUAGAAACUUCACUUAACCCGGACCUCUACUACCAAAAACAAGGCUUUAAGAUCAUUGUUAAAGGGGACUUAUUAUACCACCAGGUGUGAGUGUGAUUAGCCUUACAAGCCGUUUCGAAAAUCUGCCUAAUAUGACAUCACUAGUGGGUGUGUCCACCUAGAUCUGUGCUGGAUAGAUCUAUCUACCAGCCUACCCAGUGGACUGAAGUAAACAUUGCUCAUCUAUCCAGCACAGAUCUAGGUGGACACA